ACGCCAUCAACUCGCCAAUGUCCCCUGCCCUGCUGGAUGUUCACCCUGAAGACACCCAGCUAGAGGAGAAUGAGGAGCGUACUAUGAUAGACCCCACCUCCAAGGAAGACCCCAAGUUCAAGGAGCUGGUCAAGGUGCUCCUCAGCUGGAUCAAUGACGUGCUGGUGGAGGAGAGAAUCAUCGUGAAGCAGCUGGAGGAGGACCUGUAUGAUGGCCAAGUGCUGCAGAAGCUCUUGGAAAAACUGGCAGACCGCAAGCUGAAUGUGGCUGAGGUGACACAGUCUGAAAUAGGGCAGAAGCAGAAGCUGCAGACUGUUCUGGAAGCGGUGCAUGACCUGCUGCGGCCCCGUGGCUGGGCGCUCCGGUGGAACGUGGACUCGAUUCACGGGAAGAACCUGGUGGCCAUCCUGCACCUGCUCGUUGCUCUGGCCGUGCACUUCAGGGCCCCGAUCCGCCUCCCCGAGCACGUUACCGUGCAGGUGGUGGUCGUGCGGAAGCGGGAAGGCCUGCUGCAUUCUAGCCACGUCUCGGAGGAGCUGACCACAACCACGGAGAUGAUGAUGGGCCGGUUUG
This is a messenger RNA of Galeopterus variegatus (Sunda flying lemur), 573 nucleotides long. RefSeq names its product parvin, beta (gene PARVB). Gene Ontology annotation, biological process: lamellipodium assembly; substrate adhesion-dependent cell spreading; actin cytoskeleton organization. Gene Ontology annotation, molecular function: actin binding. The transcript has 7 exons. Gene Ontology annotation, cellular component: lamellipodium; actin cytoskeleton; cytoplasm. NCBI's taxonomy places the organism in Eukaryota, Metazoa, Chordata, Mammalia, Dermoptera, Cynocephalidae. The annotation marks the transcript as partial. The record is from RefSeq and is a predicted model, not a curated record.